AUGGGUUUCCUGGAAACGACAUUCCCCCUUACCCACCGCCACGCCAUCCCCGCAGGGGUGGACAAGACUCGGGCCAUCGAGAAGCUACACGACCACGUCUACGUCAUCGACUGCGGACCCUACGUCGUCUCCCACACCCAGCAGCCAUCGCCGUCGUGGGGCUCCUACGACAAGCCCAAGGGCGCCAAGUUCGCCACGGAAAAGGUCGACGUCUACGAGGUCAAGAACAAGUACGAGAACCCCAUCAUGGGCUCAGACAUCAAGAGCACGUACGAGUUCAUCGACACCGCCGACGGCAUCUUCAUCCGCGUCCACAGCCCCAUGGGCGUCGUCAUGGAGAGCUUCUUCACGGUGCAGGAGAAGGCGGACGGCAGUCUGGAGCUCGUCCAUGAGCUGCAGGGAAGGUGCAACAAGGCCCUGGCGGGCAUCGCCAAGAAGGAUUCGGACAAGAAUUAUGAUCUUCUUGCUAGCAUCAUUGUCAAGAAUAUGGUUGAGAAAUGA
This is a messenger RNA of Pyricularia pennisetigena, 501 nucleotides long. RefSeq lists its product as uncharacterized. The record is from RefSeq and is a predicted model, not a curated record. Lineage: Eukaryota; Fungi; Ascomycota; Sordariomycetes; Magnaporthales; Pyriculariaceae. The coding region runs from base 1 to 501 and encodes 166 amino acids. The transcript is spliced from 2 exons.